Messenger RNA from Durusdinium trenchii, 315 nucleotides. The record is from the annotation of a GenBank genome assembly. Lineage: Eukaryota; Dinophyceae; Suessiales; Symbiodiniaceae.
AUGGAAGAUGGACAUCGAGCACGUCGGCCAGGCAUCGUGGUCACGGACGGCGGCUGCUCGGUGGUGGCCGAUGCUCAAGGUGCCGCCAAGGCGGUGGAGGCAAUGAAGGCGCACCUGGUGGACGUGGAGGUUUGCAAGAUGGGUGCGGCUGUACUCUACGCCAUGGUGCAGAAGACUGAUCCGGCCUCGCCGGAGCGGUUGAUGAUGCGCACCACCAAGGCCCAUCAAGUCUUGGUCGAGGCACUUCAGCACCACCCGACUGACAGAGUCCUGGACCGCGCGUGUCGCGUGACCAUGCCUGAGCUCAAGGGCUGA